Messenger RNA from Plutella xylostella (diamondback moth), 3619 nucleotides. Its product is annotated as SH3 domain-binding protein 5 homolog. Gene Ontology annotation, molecular function: protein kinase inhibitor activity. Gene Ontology annotation, cellular component: cytoplasm. The record is from RefSeq and is a predicted model, not a curated record. Lineage: Eukaryota; Metazoa; Arthropoda; Insecta; Lepidoptera; Plutellidae. Gene Ontology annotation, biological process: intracellular signal transduction.
UCCAAAAUUGUCUAUUGUUGUGAUUUGACGUCAAGAAAGCGGACGUCAUCUUGGAAUGAAAAAAUCUAAUUUUAUUUAUUUUGCUAAAAUCAUGUAACGUUAGAAUAGCUACAUGUUUCUAAGUGGAAUUUAUUAAAACUUUUGUUUUCUUUUACAAUGAUUGGCCUAUAUUAAUAUCUGAGUGGUUAAAUGUAGUUGAAUAAGUGACGCUAUUGUGUGCGGUGAUGUAAUUUAGGUGGCUUCCCAGUGCUAGCCGUUCCACAAUGGAAGAAUCCUCGUUUACUAUCCCAGCUGACGACAAUGGUGAUACUGAGCUCGAUCCUAGAAUACAGGUGGAACUGGAGAAGCUGAACGCCGCCACGGAUGAAAUAAACAAGCUGGAGUUGGAGCUAGAUGAGUCAACAAAGACCUUCCACCUGCUCCUAGCGGAGACGUCGCGGCGGCUGCAGGCGCUCAGCAAGCGGCUCGGCUCGUGCGUGGACAAGUCCCGCCCGUACUACGACGCGGGGGCCGCAGCCGCCGCCGCCAGGGCCGACUGCCAGAAGGCGGCCGUGCAGUUUCAGAGGGCUAGCGAACUUCACGCGGCUGCCAAGGAGACGGUGACGUUGGCGGAGCAGCGCUUCGUGAGCAAGCAGGACGAGUGGCAGUUCGACAGCAACUGGCAGGAGGUGCUCAACCAUGCCAUCAUCAAGGUUAUGGAUGCAGAGAAGAGGAAGGCAGACAGCGGUCGCGAACAUCAAAAGAAAGCAGCGAACUACAUCGCGGCUGAGCGAAAGGUGGCACAACUGGAGGACUCGUUAAAACGCAACAUAGUCAAGUCGCGCCUCUACUUCGAGGAGAAGAAACUGUGCGACGAACAACUGCAGACGCAGAACGAGAAGAUAGAGAAGCUACAGAAGCUCAUAGCCGACGCCAAGGGCCGCUACUCCAAGUCUCUGAAGGCGCUUGAGGAGAUUUCUGAAGAGAUACAUCGCAGUCGCGGGGAAUACCCACCAGAUAAAGAUCCCAUACCAGUGGGUCCCCGAGAGCCGGGCGUGGGCGCGGAGCGGGACCCAAUCAUCGACGAGGACCAACUAGAACCGAAGCCGGAGACCUCCGACCCCUCCGCCGACAUCGACGACGAGUCCAGCCUCAAACAACUGCGCAUGCGCGUGCGGGAACUAGCCCUCAAACCCAUAGACAGCAAGGACGUCGAGACAGACGACGCCUGGGCGCUGGAACUGAACGAGACCAUCAACAAGCUAGACCAACUACUCAUGAUGAAGGAGAGCAACCAGCAGAAGAGGUCGAAGUUCACGGAAAGAAAUGCCAGCGCCCCGUCCACUAGCACCAACUCUGGCAACAAAUCCGUACCUCCGAGUGACGCGUGGAAUAGUGGAUCCAAUUUAAACAGGACCAAGUCCAGAAGCCGUGAGGCUGUAGUCGAGAAUUCAAUACCUUUGACCAAGACUGAGAAGUCAAAAAGUAUGAUGUCAUUAGAUGUGCUAGCGUUAGCUAGAGACACGACUAUUUUAGAUAGAGAGUCUUAUUUGAAGGCUGUGAUUGAGGAUAAGUCUCCGACGUAUACUGAGAGUAACUCGGACAGAAACGAAAGUCCUGAUGAUAUCCUGAUGGUGGAAUGUGACUCCAGCGAUUCCACGCAGAACCCCGUCAUAAGAAUGACGAGCUCCACUAUAAGUGAUAGUGAUAAUAGUUAAACUUUGAUUGCUCUAAAUGUUGCUCUUUAGUCUUUGAUACUGAUUGUGUGUUUAUACUUCGUAUACAUACAAAAUUUAACGUGUAAAUCUUGGUGUUCUUAUUAGUAGUUCAGAGUAUUAUAGUUUUUAUAUUUUUUGAGCAGGGCUCUUACUUUUAUGACUUGUGAGAAAUUAUAGAUGGAAAAGCAGACUUUAGAGAGAGAGAGAGAGAGAGAGGACGGAUGCGUAUAUAUACAUACGAUUUUAUUAUUAAACCUGCCGUCGCGUCGGUGGCGGCAGAAAAACAAGCACAGAAAUCACGAAAAAAAACAACUGUCCCAUACGGGCUUCAUUCAAAGUAUCGAAGGCGGGUUGGGGGCUACUUUUAGUUAACGAAGUUUAAAAAGAAACAACUUUUAUAUAAGACUUUCGAAAUUUACGAAAAAAAAUAUUACUUUGCUAUGGCUAUAAUGUUAAUCCCGUGACUACCUAUAUGGGAAAUUACACCUUUUUCGCUAUUUUUCUAAAGACUGACAGAUGAAAGUGGCUAGGCCACGUUAUGGUUGUAACCAUGGUAUUGGCAACAUCCUAGAUUAUAUCUAAUCUUUGUGUUUAUGCUAUUAUAUGUUUUUAAUAUGAUUUUAAGUUGCAAUAGAAAAGCGAAUCUGACACUAAUAUACUUAAACUUAUUAAAUAUAGUUAAGAUAAGUACUGACAGCUACUAUAGUUUUAGUUUUAAUUGACAUGUACUUAAGUAUGAUUGGGUUUUAUAUUAUAUUUACGAGCCAUGUUAAUCCACCGAUUCAAAUUGAGUAAGUUUUAUUAAAACGGACUAGAUUUGUUUGGUUUUUUAAGUAAUUAUAGAAGGAAACAGUGGCAUAUCCUACAUCUCGAUAUGACAUCCGCUUUCUUAACACGCCAAUAGGUACGGUACAGUCAGCUCCAAUAUACUGCAUCUAUACACUUUUUUACCUUGUGAAAAGGAACUUUUACAAACCGCCAAUGAAGUAAUUGGCAUUGUUCAUACAAAUUAGUUUUUCCUGAACACAAAACCUGACUCAUUUGUUACAUUUAGACAUGGUAUAAAAUGUUGUUGGAGUCAACUGUAGAAUAGAAUUCUACUUUAUUGACUAAACUGUACUUAUUUAUAUCAGUGAAAAUAAUUGGAGGACACAUACUGCUUCAUCAACAGCCUUUAGCUUAGAGAUCGACAACAAAGUUAGCGUUGUCGUAAUCUAAAGUCUGCUUUUUAAUCACAGAUAAUAAGUUGACAGAUUCUGAACGGUUAAUCAACAGUCGAUUGUCCCGCCAAUAGAACAAUAGGUCAGCUAAUCACUGGACAAUCGACUGUAAUUUAGUAUCUGAGUUUAAAAUACAGACUUUUGUAUUAGUAUUCGUAUUUUUACUAAAAAGGUUGUUUACUAUUGUAGUUAAAUUAUUAUUUACCUUGAUAUGUAUUAUUAAGUGUAUUUAUAUGUUAAAAUAUGAAAAAAACCGAAUGAUAGUCGUUAUGAACUUAAAAAAAACUAACAAGACUAACUUUAAAAGGAUAAAAGUACCUAUAAUAUUAGAUAAGUAUAUCAAACUGUUAUUUCUGAUAUAUUUUAUAACACGAUUGUAUUCAAUAUUUUUGUUAAUUCAUAGUGAAUGCAUUUAACACGGCACUGUGUGAUAGAAUGACUGAGUGAUUAAGGUACUUUAAAAUUAACUAUAAACGUUACUAUUUUAAAACAUUCUCAAAAAAAAAAUUCACUCACUGUAAUACACUUUUCAUAAUUCACUGAUGCACCAUUUUACUCUUAUGGAAUAAAUAUAGUGAUCAUCUCUUUGUACUUUACAAUUUAAAAUUCUACACUAGUCUUCUUCACUAAACAUUAGAGUGUCGAUUGAGAGCUCAAAACUUACUGUAACUAACGGUUGAAUAAAUCUAUGAAGCAAACAAG